This is a messenger RNA of Zingiber officinale, 1307 nucleotides long. RefSeq names its product ribosome production factor 2 homolog. Gene Ontology annotation, biological process: ribosomal large subunit assembly; maturation of LSU-rRNA from tricistronic rRNA transcript (SSU-rRNA, 5.8S rRNA, LSU-rRNA). NCBI's taxonomy places the organism in Eukaryota, Viridiplantae, Streptophyta, Magnoliopsida, Zingiberales, Zingiberaceae. Gene Ontology annotation, cellular component: nucleolus. Bases 141 to 1118 code for a protein of 325 amino acids. The record is from RefSeq and is a predicted model, not a curated record. The transcript is spliced from 7 exons. Gene Ontology annotation, molecular function: rRNA binding.
UCAGUUUCUAAUAUCUCCGUCAGAUCAGCAUUUUCAGUCUUACGAAAACCCUUGCAGCGUCCAUUGCUUCUGUACCGAACCGGCCCUCCCCUUCCUCGAUCCCUCCUCGCGCCGGCGCCGCCUCUCUCCUCCUCGCUAUAAUGUUGAAGAUAAAGACCCCCAAGACUCAACGAGCAAAACGUGCGCUCGAUAACCGUGCUCCUAAAAUCGUUGAGAAUGCUAAGAAGACACUCAUACUUCAUGGUACGAAAACAAGUGGCGUGGUCAACGCGGUCCUAAUGCAAAUUUAUCACAUGAAGAGAGAUAAUGCGGUGAAGUACACUAAGAAGAACGAAAAUAUUAGACCUUUUGAGAGUGGCGGGGAGACUUCUCUGGAAUUUUUCUCUCUUAAAACUGAUUGCAGUCUUUUUGUGUUUGGUUCUCAUUCUAAGAAAAGACCAAACAAUCUAGUUUUGGGGCGAAUGUUUGAUCAUCAUAUUUAUGACCUUGUUGAAGUUGGAGUGGAUAACUUCAAAUCAACAGAAACCUUUGGGUAUGACAAGAAAUUAACUCCUCGAAUUGGUUCAAAGCCAUUCUUUGCUUUCAUAGGGGAAGGAUUUGAAAGUGUGGAAGAGUUGAAACAGUUGAAGGAAGUCUUGCUUGACCUCUUCAGAGGAGAGGUUGUAGAAAACCUAAAUCUUGCAGGCAUUGAUCAUGUGUUUGUAUGCACAGCUGUUUCUCCAACUACAGUCUUUUUCACCCACUGUGCUCUUCGCCUAAAAAAAUCUGGCACAUUGGUUCCUAGGAUGGAAUUAGUUGAGGUUGGACCAUCCAUGGAUUUGGUGAUUCGACGGCACCGACUUCCUAAUGACAGCGUAAAGAAAGAGGCAACGAAAACCACUUCUGAUCAGCCGAAAAAGAAGAUAAAAAAUGUAAGCAGUGAUAUAGUCCAGGGUAAGAUUGGCAGAAUCUACAUUCCAGACCAAAAGGCUGGUAGCAUUCCACUAUCAAAUGACAUUAAGGGUUUGAAGAGGGAACGACGUGAGGCUAAGAAAUCAAAACGCGCUCAAGAAACUGGAGAAAAUGAAGCAAAGAAACAAAAGACAUGUUCAGAUGAUCAUAAGUUGAUUGGCAACUAGAGAUUGCUUAUUGAAGGAUACAAAUAUCUUUAGAAUUGUGUUGAUAUUACUUUGGUCCAAAUCAUGCUGGUAUUUUGCAUUUCUAUUAGACGAUGGCAUUUACAACUAAAGUCUGAUGAAUUUUAUGUUGUGCUACAAGAACAACCCGCAAGUUUGAAUUUUUGAUAAAUUGUUUUUGUUUGUCUUUUA